AUGGAAUCAAUACGUCGAUUAUUUAAACGAAAAUCAGCAUUAGAAAUCACAUCACUUCAGUUACCAUCAACAAUGUCUAUAAUAACGAAAUUAUCAAAAAUUAAAAUAAUUCUACGAAAACUCGAUAAAUCAUCCUCUAGUCAUCAAAAUGCUAUUUUAAUUGGUUCUCAUGCUGCUCGUCGUUAUCUUUCACAUUUUCGUGAUGUAAACGAUCAACCUCAUGCUGACUGGGAUUUAAUUCUAUCAGCAAAUCUUUUACUUCAAUGGUUAGCGCAGCAUCAAAAACAUAUAGAAACAAUAACAAUGAUCAUCCCAUUAUUGAAUGAGUUAGAUCUAUCUGUCCAUUGCACUUUAAACGAUAAACGAAUAUUUGAUUUUCUGAUUCCUCGAUCAUCUACAUCAUAUUCAACAUUUUUACUCGAUCAUGCAAAAGAAUGGUCAAAUAAGAUGUCAUCAUACGUUAAAAAUCGCUGUGACAUUCCCGGUGUAAUUGCUUGUUCUAGUUUGUUACUACUAUUAAAACGAUAUAUGCUCUAUUAUCAUCACCAAUGGAAUAAAACAGCAAAUGAUUAUCGACAAUUACUUGAAAUAGAAGAACACGGAUGUCAAUUCGAUCUCGAUCUAAAACAGACAUUCAUUAAGUUAUUCAUUGAUAAUAAUGAAAUAUUACAUGGAAAACGUCCAGCUAAUACGGAUGGAUUUUCUUUCUCAAUCGAUGCUUUUUCUCCCUAUAUUCGCAUAAAAUUGAACGAACAAUCAACACUUACAAGAAAUGAUUUCUUUCUGAUAUUGUCGAAGGAUGAACAAAUUUCAUUUGUUUGUCAGUUAGCUCUAGCAUCAUCGUCAUCCGACAAUGAUAUUCUAAUCGGUUUAGAAAAAAUCUGUACAAAUACUCCACUUUGGCUUGCUGAUUUUACCAUCGACAACUGGCUUGAUAUCUACAAUAGAAAAUAUGAACAAAAUAUUUUACUUCAACUUCCAUCUAUUCAAGUUGUACUUGAAAAUCAACGUCUAUUUAAAGAGUUACCAGAAUUAGUUAUGUACAAUAUAUUAAGUUUCAUUACUGAUACAAUCGAUUUUCAUUCAUUAAAACUUGUGUGCAAAAAUUGGUAUACAAUAUUAAAACAAGAUUCAUUUUGGAAAGAACUCUAUUUGUUUCGAUUUAGUGGUGGAAGAAAAUUUUCUAAAUGUUUGCAAAUACGUCGUUGGAAACUUCUUUAUUUUUGGAAACUUGAAUGUGAUAAAUUGUCCUCUUCUGACAACGGAGACGACGUAUUGAAGUUAAUUGAUACAACAAUGCAACUGCGAAAAAUGAAAGCCAAUUCAGUUGUACAGCUAUGGGAAAAUCUGACAAAACAAAAUCAAUCUGUUGAACCAUUGGUUUUAUCACAAAUACAGUAUAUACUGUUAAAUUCAUAUUAUUAUCAUCUAAAUGAAUGCAUCUCUAAAUCUCCAAAUCAGUAUACAGCUAAACUAAUUGUUAUUGGAUUAGAAAAUUCAAGAUCAAGAACACAAAUGACAAUAACAUUGUUGGUGGGUGAUUAUGGUAGUUCUCGUUUUGAAAUACAUCGAGAACAAAUUAGCAUUAACUGUAAUUCUAAUAAGAUACAAACUUUAACAUUUGAUGGUCCUGGACUGUAUGGCCAUGGUUGGGGAAAAUAUGGAUUCGUUCGUCUAUCGGAUAAUACAUGUUCACUUCUCUCCAUAAAACCAAAUCAAAUAAAUCAAAAUUUGCCAUCAGGUAUUUGUAUCUCAUUAUUGUCUUUAAUGGUACAUCCAACUAGACGAGAACGAUUUAUUCAAUAUUUAACAACGAGUGAGGAUCAAUGUCCUGAAAUACUGUGUGGUGAUGUUUAUUAUUGA
Didymodactylos carnosus is the source of this 1863-nucleotide messenger RNA. Lineage: Eukaryota; Metazoa; Rotifera; Eurotatoria; Philodinida; Philodinidae. The record is from the annotation of a GenBank genome assembly.